Molecule: messenger RNA, 2799 nt
Organism: Ailuropoda melanoleuca (giant panda)
Lineage: Eukaryota; Metazoa; Chordata; Mammalia; Carnivora; Ursidae
Gene: ALDH8A1
Product: aldehyde dehydrogenase 8 family member A1
Exons: 7
Coding region: 578-2152 (524 amino acids)
Biological process (GO): retinoic acid metabolic process
Molecular function (GO): retinal dehydrogenase (NAD+) activity
Source: RefSeq, a predicted model, not a curated record
ACUGGCGUGGCACAGCUGGGAAGAUGGGAGCUGCUGGUUUCUGGAUUGAGGGACCAUUCACAGAGGAGGGAGCCACAGCAAGGAGAAACAGACGAGAGAUGGAAAGAGGGCAUCUGUCUUCAGUCACCUCUGUGGGGUGAGGGCAGUGAUGUGUUGAGGAAAAUCACAUGAUUUGGAGAUAAAAGGAUUAAAGUUCAUUCCUUAGCAACUGCGAUUUUGGACAAAUUAACUUCUUUGAGGCUUGGUUCCUUGUAUCAUACAGGGGAUUUAAUGACUUCACUUAAAUAGGAUUGUUGUGUGGAAUAAAUGAGUAAAUUCAUGUCAAAGACUUGCUUCAGGGUCUGGCCCUCCAUGUUUGAACAAUAGAGUGUGAACCCAAUAAAAGGAGACACACAGGUGCCUUCUGACAUUUCAAAGGGCCAUGGACACAUAAGCUGAUGUUAGCUCACCAUGUUAUUAUCCCUUUCUCAUAAAAUACUGGAAGUCUGUGACAUAUGCCCCAAUCCUCUUCACUCAGAGUUUGGAGACUGGAACAUUCCUGAGUGUCAGGCCACCUCCCACUUUUACUGAUUGGCAAAUGAGGACUUUGGGCCUGGAGGUGAGGACAGGGCUCACUCAGGGUAGGGAAGCAUGCAGGGAGAGCCAAAGGGAACAACUGCCACGGAGAAAAGCGGGAGUUGUCUCCACCAUGGCUGGAACAAAGGCACUUCUGACGCUGGAAAACUUCAUUAAUGGAAAGUUUGUACCUUGUAACUCCUAUAUUGAUUCUUAUGAUCCGUCUACGGGGGAUGUGUACUGCAGAGUGCCCAACAGUGGAGAAGAAGAGAUUGAAGCCGCGGUGGAGGCGGCCAGAGCAGCCUUCCCUGGCUGGUCGGCCCGGAGCCCCCAGGAACGAUCGCAGGUGCUGCACCGGCUGGCCGAUCUGCUGGAACAGUCCCUGGAGGAGCUGGCGCAGGCAGAGUCCAGGGACCAAGGGAAAACCAUAACACUGGCCAGAACCAUGGACAUUCCCCGGUCCGUGCAGAACUUCCGGUUCUUCGCCUCCUCCAUCCUGCACCACACAUCCGAGUGCACGCAGAUGGACCACGUGGGCUGCCUGCACUACACCGUGCGCGCCCCUGUGGGCAUCGCCGGUCUGAUCAGCCCCUGGAAUUUGCCACUCUACUUGCUGACCUGGAAGGUGGCGCCGGCCAUUGCUGCUGGCAAUACUGUGAUAGCCAAGCCCAGCGAGCUGACUUCGGUGACUGCGUGGAUGAUGUGCAAACUCCUGGAGAGAGCAGGUGUUCCACCAGGUGUGGUAAAUAUUGUGUUUGGCACGGGGCCCCGGGUAGGCGAGGCCCUGGUGUCCCAUCCAGAGGUACCUCUCAUUUCCUUCACGGGGAGCCAGCCCACAGCCGAGCGGAUCACACAGCUGAGUGCUCCCCACUGCAAGAAGCUCUCCCUGGAGCUGGGGGGCAAGAACCCUGCCAUCAUCUUUGAGGACGCCAACCUGGAGGAGUGCAUUCCAACGACGGUCAAGUCCAGCUUCGCCAACCAGGGUGAAAUCUGCCUCUGUACCAGCAGAAUCUUUGUCCAGAAGAGCAUCUACAGUGAAUUUUUGGAGAAGUUUGUAGAAGCUACCAGAAUGUGGAAAGUUGGCAUUCCCUCCGAUCCAUCGGCCAGCAUGGGGGCUCUGAUAAGUAAAGCUCAUUUGGAGAAAGUCAGAAGUUACAUCAAGAAAGCCCGGACGGAAGGGGCCCGGAUUCUGUGCGGUGAGGGGGUGGACACGUUGAGUCUCCCCCCCAGGAAUCAAGCAGGAUACUUUAUGCUUCCCACAGUGAUCACAGACAUUAAGGAUGACUCUUGCUGCAUGAAGGAAGAGAUAUUUGGUCCAGUGACGUGUGUCGUCCCCUUCGAUAGUGAAGAGGAAGUGAUUCAAAGAGCCAACAGCGUUAAAUACGGGCUGGCAGCCACAGUGUGGUCCAGCAACGUGGGCCGUAUCCACCGGGUGGCCAAGAAGCUGCAGACGGGCUUGGUCUGGACCAACUGCUGGCUCAUCAGAGAGCUCAACCUCCCUUUUGGGGGGAUGAAGAGCUCUGGGGUGGGUAGAGAAGGAGCCAAGGACUCUUAUGAAUUUUUCACUGAAAUCAAAACCAUCACCAUUAAACACUGACCUUGGCCAGUGGAGAAGCUGUUAUGGUCCAUGCCUGGCUGCAGAGAGUCAGUCGUCCAAUGCAGUGAGCAGAUACACCAGAAUAAAUUCCAGCCACAUCUUGGCUCAGCGGGUUUUCUCUACCUUAUUCUCAGUAGUUCGUACUUUUAUUCGUUGUCAAAGAGAGGCUGUCUGUUUUCAUUGUGGAGUCGAAGAAGAGAAGAUUUCUGAGCAGGAAGGCACCAAAGCAAGCCAAGUAAUUGUCACAUUCCUUCUCUGUUGUGUUUUCACUGUAGUUUUUUUCAUCAUUUUGAAUGAAUUCUUGGGAAUUUACAGAUACUCAUUUUUUUCAUUCUUAAGUAUAUGUAUGAAUGUCAGUGAUGAAAUAACAUGGAAUUUGUCAGAGCAGGCCUAUAUGGGAGGCCCCACUACAUACAUCUGUCCAAGGACAAAGGAAAAUAAAAUAAUGACACUUUUGGAGGAAACUUGAAGCAAAAAAAGGAAAUAGUUUGAUCCAUUUCUACUCUGGAGUCUCAUCAAUUCCAAUUCUGUCUCUCAUGAGACUUGCAACCCACUAAUCCUAAAAGAAUAAAUGUUAAGCAAUUUUAGGAGCCAAUAUGACAUACGUCUUCUUGAAUUAUCCUUUAUUCCCCUUUAUCCCCAUCCUU